CGAAAUGAUCGAUAUCGCAUAAAAAUCGGGCUGUGUUCCAGCUCUAGCAGCAACUACCAUAGCAAAAAUAAAAAACCUAAUAAUAAAGAAAAGAGUCAAUUUAGUGCAAUCACUUGCAAUAUAAGCCCAAAGUCCUAGCUAGCGUUUAAGAUUGGCCUUGCCCAGCGACCGCAGGCCUGCAACAUACACAGUGUGAAACCAUCGAAACAAGGGAAAGCAGAAAGUAUCAAAAUGUCGGAAAUGCAGAUGGAUUGUGCUUUGGAUCUGAUGCGGAGGCUGCCGCCCCAGCAGAUCGAGAAGAACCUCAUUGAUCUGAUAGACUUGGCCCCGGAUCUCUGCGAGGAUCUGCUCUCCUCUGUGGACCAGCCUCUGAAGAUCGCCAAGGACAAGGAGCACGGCAAGGACUAUCUGCUGUGCGACUAUAACCGGGAUGGUGACUCCUACAGAUCGCCCUGGUCGAACUCCUACUAUCCGCCGCUGGAGGAUGGCCAAAUGCCCUCGGAACGACUGCGCAAACUGGAAAUCGAGGCCAACUAUGCCUUCGAUCAGUACAGGGAGAUGUACUACGAGGGCGGCGUCUCCUCCGUCUACCUAUGGGAUCUGGAUCACGGGUUUGCCGCCGUUAUACUGAUCAAAAAGGCGGGAGAUGGCAGCAAGAUGAUCCGCGGCUGCUGGGACUCCAUCCAUGUGGUCGAGGUUCAGGAGAAGACCACCGGCAGGACGGCCCACUACAAGCUCACCUCCACGGCAAUGCUGUGGCUGCAGACCAACAAACAGGGUUCGGGUACCAUGAAUCUGGGCGGAUCGCUCACCCGCCAACAGGAGCAGGACGCCAAUGUCAGUGAGUCGUCGCCGCACAUCGCCAACAUUGGCAAGAUGGUCGAGGAGAUGGAGAACAAGAUCAGGAACACCCUGAACGAGAUCUACUUUGGCAAGACCAAGGACAUUGUGAACGGACUAAGGAGCACACAAUCGCUGGCCGAUCAGCGCCAACAGGCGGCCAUGAAGCAGGACCUCGCAGCGGCCAUCCUGCGACGCAAUGUCAAGCCCGAAUCGAACUGAGUACUGAGCGGCUGAAGGCUGAAUUUCCACAUAAACCAAUCCAGUCCUUGGAGGUCCCACUAGCUGACUGCUCCCAAAAAGGGUGCCGUAAUGUGCGAAUUGCAAGGCACUGUCGUCGCUACUAAUUAUUGUCAUAAAUAGAAAUCAUUUUCAUAAUACUUGGGCUGCACACCCACCCAAUUCGCAGUUACUCGCCCUUUUUUCUGCCGAGCAGCUUGGAGGAUUUCGCUUAGACUGGACUAAAAAGCAGACUAAAAAUAUUAAAUACGCAUUUCUAGGCAGUAAAUUUGUUACAUGAGAAAAUUGUUACACCGCGAGAAACAUAUUAAUGUAAAUUUGAACGCCCGCCCGCCCGUUUCAACAGUCCUCCCACAUUGUUGCAGUUUAGAGUCGCGCUUCAUCCAGAGUUCAGCCGAAAAUGCCAACUUCGCCGCUCUCAAGACAGUAUCCAUAAGUAUUUGUAUCUUAUUUGUAAUAAUGCAUAUUUGCACCGAAGUCGAGGCACUUGAGUUUCGUUCUUAAUCCUUCCGCGAAUAAAUAUUGUGUUUAUUAAUUGUGACUUUGUGUUUGUGUGUACUCUAACAGUAAGGAGCUCGAAGCAAAAUAUUAACUGAAAUCGCUUUGUGAUUGUAUUAUCUGAGGAAAUGCACAUUACCUUUCUACUUUACUUAAUAUUUUUUAACAAAAAUUUGGAAGGCAAAGAGAAAUUUUAUACAAAGAAAACUAAUAAAUAUUGAAUUACAA
This is a messenger RNA of Drosophila erecta, 1806 nucleotides long. RefSeq names its product F-actin-capping protein subunit beta (gene cpb). The record is from RefSeq and is a predicted model, not a curated record. The coding region runs from base 232 to 1062 and encodes 276 amino acids. Gene Ontology annotation, cellular component: cytoplasm; F-actin capping protein complex. Gene Ontology annotation, molecular function: actin filament binding. NCBI's taxonomy places the organism in Eukaryota, Metazoa, Arthropoda, Insecta, Diptera, Drosophilidae. The transcript is spliced from 2 exons. Gene Ontology annotation, biological process: actin cytoskeleton organization; negative regulation of filopodium assembly; regulation of lamellipodium assembly.